Messenger RNA from Sporothrix brasiliensis 5110, 333 nucleotides. RefSeq lists its product as uncharacterized. Gene Ontology annotation, cellular component: cytoplasm; nucleus. The transcript is spliced from 2 exons. The record is from RefSeq and is a predicted model, not a curated record. Gene Ontology annotation, biological process: protein urmylation; tRNA thio-modification. The coding region runs from base 1 to 333 and encodes 110 amino acids. Gene Ontology annotation, molecular function: protein tag activity. NCBI's taxonomy places the organism in Eukaryota, Fungi, Ascomycota, Sordariomycetes, Ophiostomatales, Ophiostomataceae.
AUGUCGGUCCCUACCGGCGAAACGAUUCCCAUUGUCGUCGAGUUCUCAGGCGGCCUUGAAAUGUUGUUCGCCGACCAGAAGCGGCUCGACGUGCAGCUGCCCGUACUUGACACCCAGGGCCAGCCCGCCACGGUCGGCUUCCUCAUCUCGCACCUCUGCGCGACGGCCAUGUCGGACGGCCGCAAGGACCUGUUUGUUCUCGAGGCAGACCACCUGCGGCCGGGCAUCUUGGUGCUCAUCAAUGAUGCCGACUGGGAACUGGAGGGCGAGGAAGCCUACGAGGUCCAGCGCGGCGACAACAUUCUGUUUGUGUCCACGUUGCACGGUGGCUAA